UUCUUGGUUUAUAACGCAUCAGUUCUGUACUGGAGGAUGGUAAGACCGUUUAUAAAACCUGGUUUCUGUGGCCAUGUGGUCGUAAGCCUCCAUGAAGUUAUAAAAGGAUUGCAGGCUGUUAAAGAUUUGGACUAUGAAUGGACGGCUGAAUUAAGGAUUGCUCUCGUUGAAUGUUAUUUGGAUGCUGGAAUGAUCAAGGAUGCGACAAUGUUUGCCUACAGUACAGCGGAAUAUAUUCAAAAUCAUGUUCCACACAUGUAUAAGAAGAUAUUUUCUAUACAGGUGUAUCAUAAGCUUGUGGAUUAUGUGAAAGUGUCUAAAGAGAUCAAAGGCUCCACCAAAUUGACAGCCAUUUACAGAAUUCAGAGAUUGAAAUCUCAACUUGAAGCCAAAGAAACUCCAAAAGACCUCUCAGCUCAGUUAAGUCAUAUCUAUCAGCUUUUAGCCUCUCCUAAAACAACAAGUACAUUGGCAAGUUCAGAUCGGGCAACUGGACUAAAAUCUCCCGCAAAAUCUGCACAGCUGACCGAGAGUGAAAGGCUUUCUUUGCUAUUGGAUAUAACCCACCUCGCCUUAGAGGCAAAGGAUACUGAACUGGCAUCAAACUGUGUUAAUGAUCUUCUGAAAGCGGAGCGAAUUGAUAAAGGAACAGCAAUGGAAGUUGAAUGUGUGGAAUCGGAACUCUCAGUACUGAAACUUGGAGCUAAGUCAGAGAAAUGCACCAAAGGCUUUGUAAAACAUUGCUUGAGAGUAAUUCAACGAAUAGAUGAAGUUCUGCAGAAUGCUGUACGUGCAAAGAACUGGAAUCUAGUCCAGAUGGUGUGUAUAACACAGUGGAAACUUUGCCUACCGUUGCUUCAACCCAAUUUGCGCAAAAAUAUUUCUAAACAACUGAACAAUAUGGCUUCAGUUCUCAGUGAUCUUGACAGUUCUUUGACCCAGCUCCGCUGUCAAGUUCAUAUAGAAAUAGCUCAGAUUGAAGAAGAUGAGGAACGGAUAGAGGUUGCCAAGGAGCAUCUUAAAAAAGCUUAUUCUCUCUGUAAUCAAGGAACAUAUGAAAAAUAUAUUACCAAUGAACUGCACCAUUUGCAAGUAUAUUCAGGAGUUUAUGACUCUCCUAAAGGGCUAGAGGAUCAAGUGAUCAAGAUGAUUGAACAGGUCCGAAGAAAUAGCAACUUGCAACACAGUCGAUCGUUACUGAUUAAGGCUGGACUGGCUUUGGCUUCUGAUGUUUUCCAACUGGUGCUAGAUGGUGAAAACGAGGCUAAAGUAUUUGUUGCCCAGGGUAACACAGGCUUCAUUGGGCUACUCGCUGCCAAGGCUCAGAAUUAUUUAAACUCUGUGCAACAAACACAUGGAUAUUUGGAACGACUUGAAAAUGUAAAUGAUAAAUUGAGGGUGAAAAUUUGGGCUGAUCUAGCUAAAGUUGCCCGAAAGCAAGAAGUUUGGGAUGUCUGUCGUACAGCUUGUCACUUUUGCCUAUUGUAUGAUGAUGGACGAUGGAAAAUGGAAAGAAUGUCUGUUGAAGAACUUGUGAAACCAAUGUCAAGUGUCUCAGACGGAAUUGUUAAUAAAUUAGACGGAAGUUUUACCAGAUCAGAGGGAAAUCUUGAUGAAAGUACAUCUUUACCAAUACAGUCCCCACACAAAGUAGGCCAUUCUUCAACCGCUUUAAUCAGAAUCCUUGCUGAAGUAUGUUUCAUUAAUGCAGAGGCAACCAUUCAGUUGUUAAAAUCACAAGAUGUUCAGUAUAACAACCAUGCGGUUUUCCCAGAAGGAAAACAGAAGGAACUUCAGGAAUUUGGAAUCAAAACUCUGGAGAGUGUUCCAGAAUGGAUAACCUACAGUAAUUGGAUAGAUUCUCUGUCAUCUUAUGCAACCAAGAAUUUUUUGCGAGCUGCAGAACUGGGCAUACAGAUAGGUGAUGCAUCCAUUGUGUGCAAUGCAGCUAUCUAUAUAUGGAACCAUAACAACCACCUACUUGUUGCUGGAAGAUAUAAGGAGCUUGUUGAAACAUUUCGAACACUACUUGAUGCAUUAAAGCAGACAGGACAUUGUGGGGAAACCAUCUUUUUGGUCAUGCUGUGUAACAGCUUAUGUCAGGGCUUGAUUCAACCUUGGAUACCAAGUCCUAUACCGACUGAAAAAAGAGAAGUUACAAAAAGUUCCAUUGCUGCUAACAUCAAAAAGUCAUCAUCAAAGAAAGCUGAAAAACCAAGUGUUUCACAGACUGUAACUGUUGAUCCUGAAGGUAUUCCUCAAAUAACUGAGGCUCUCCAGAUCUGUGAAUAUGUGUUGAAUGCUACAAAUGGAAAUGAACCCUCUGAUGUUGUUCCCAUUUCUGUGAGACAUCAGAUUGUUGUUACGUGGGUCAAGGUUAAACAGCUUCUUCAGCAACAGAUCGGGCCAAGUCUGGUAACGGAUGAUGAGCAGAGUAAUGAUAGCCAGGCUCCAAUGAUCCAGGCUCUUAUUGCUCUGGAGAUGUACUCUUGUAACAACAGCAACCUGAUGAAAUUUACUGUUCCCAGUCUUCCAGAGUUGGAGAAGCAAAUCUUAGACUGUACCUGGUCUGAUCAACUAUUAGAGCUGGAAGUAUGGAUACGUUUGAUGCAACUUGCUAACCAGAAUAAUGAUGAUUCAUUACUAAUGCGAUGUGCCCAGAAAGCAUUUGAAUUGAAUAUAAACACCGCUUCAAGCAUUGAUUCCAAGAUGCAUGAAAAGCGCAAUUACAAGGUUCAGCAAGAAUUGCUGAGUGUUGCUGCCUGUAUUAAAGGGCAGAGCUUGAUGAAGAAGGCAGCUGGAGACAGCGAAAUGCUUAUCUCUGCCAUUAGAACAUUUGAAUUGAGUGCAAGUUUUGGAGAAAAAGCUGGAAAUGUCAAACUUGUAAUGAGUUCAGCAAAACACUUCUGGAAUUCUUGUCUAUGUUUGAUACCAUCUCCUCUUGAAAGAGCUGUACUUGAAGAACCCGUUAAGUCUUUUCUAAAGGCUAUUCAAAAUACAUUUACCAAGAACAGAAAGCAGGAGGAAGAAAAAGAAGAAAUGAUUCAGAAUUCCAAAGUUAAACAACAAUCACUUCCUUUUGCACUUGGGGCAUUAUCAACAUCUGUUGAUGAUUCUGAUGAUGAUCCGAAGUUAAUGGCAGCACUGUGCGGUCUUUUAUUCCAUAUUUAUGUGCAUAAAGGAGAUUGGAAAGCUGGACUGAAAGUGUUAGAUGAUGGCAUUAGGGUUAUGCCCAGGUGUAAACAGAGGCUGCUUCUUUUCAAACAUAGAAUUAUGGUGAAUACAAGACUUGGUCACGGUAUCAGUAUGGACAUGCAGAAAUUGAAGGAUGACAGUGAAGAAUAUGUAUCUUACAUGUGGCAUCGUGUGGCGGUUUUCUCGAAAGACAUUACAGAUCAGUUAACUUGUUACCAAAAUUCAAUAGAUGUUCUGAAGAAUCCAGAAAGUAACUGGCAGAAAAUCAACCAACUGAUUGCAUUUGGUGAAUGGCUAUAUUGCAAUGGAUUUUCUCAAAGCGAUGCUUACUGCCAGUUGGACUGGGCUGUGGAUUUACUUCUGAGCAUGAAACCGACUUUAGAGAUCAAAGAGGAAGCAGAAGACCGCUUCGAAAAGGAGAAGCAAUCAAAAAAUGACGUCUUGGUUCCAACAAAACGUCAACAAUUGAUUGGCGUACAAUAUAUUGGCACUAACCUGUCCUUAGAAAACUUACAAGACGUAAGACAACUGGAAACGUUAGUGACUGCUCAAACAAUAAUGGCAAUAAUUGCAGGCCGUGAGUCAUGCAAGCAGCAUUGUUUAAUGGCGUAUGGUUAUGUUAUGUGCAUAUGGCAGGUAUCAUUGACAGCAGCAGAGACAAUUAUGAAAGAGUUAUCUAUGACUGCUUCUACGAUCCGUACUGACACAGGAAUGAAGUCAAAUAAAUCAAAGGGCAAGAAAGAGACAAUGUUGGAUACACAAGAUAAGGGCAAAUUAAAAAUGUUGCCUGCAAUGAUGCCGACUAAUCCAGAGGAAUGGGCAAAUUUUGUAUGCCCCAGUGAAGUUCGAGAUGUGUUUAAGAAGAGCUCAAGUUGCAGCUUGAUCAACAAGAAAAGUUUCCUGAGACCUACUUACAGUUUAUUCUACCUGGAUUUAUUAGUGAAGGAGUUGCAAGGUAUAUCAUAUACCCACCUGACAUUGCCGAUUCUUCAGCUGGCACACUUAAUAGCCAAUGACGUGUUGGAUAGCAAGAGUCUCUCUGACUUUUACCAUCUCAGGCUUGCCCAGAUAUGUUUGGAGCUGAAUCUAAGGCAAGCUGCACAGUACCAUGAAAAGAUACCUGGAUCAGUAUUUAUCUAUGAGGCAGAACGAACUAAAUGUCGGCAAGAAGUCGCUCAUUUGAAAGAUCGCCGAUUACACAUUGCAAAAGAAAAGCAAUUAAUUGAAACUGAAAACCUACCUGAAAAAGGUUCAAAAAAAGAACUGAAGAUGCAUAUUACAUCUCCAGUGAUGCAUCGCAAGAAAUUAAGUGGAGUUUCUGUGAUGGAUGUGUGGAUCAGUAAAGCAGAAGUCUUGCUGCAGCUUGCAUUUUACCAGCCUGCCAGAACUCUGUUAGCAGAGGCUCACAUGGUUGCAAAGGAGUUUGGAGACAAGGACAAUUUGGCAAAGGUCCUAUACCUUCUAGCUGUUCUAGCUAAUUGUGAAAAAAACCACGGUCAGGCUAAAUUGCUCUUGAAAGAAGCCGAAAGUAUUGGAGGAAAUGAAUAUUUCUGGUAUGACACAAUUAUCUGUCUAAUAUGCGCAAUUCAGGGAGAAAAUCAUGAGGAUUCAAAGGAACAGGUUUGCAGCAUCUUAAAGCAGGGCAUUGAAAAAUUUCAGUCUGUUUUAGAGGAAAAACCUCAUCGACAUGCGGUUCUUAAAUUUAUGAUUACUUCAAUGGAAGCCAAAUUCAAAUUUAGCAGACCCUGUAUCAGCCAAUCAAAUCACAGCCCUCCUGUGAUGUCACCUUUUGAUUUCCCCCUCAGUGGAAACCCUCAGAACCUUUCCCCGGUUUCUGUCCGUUCACUCCUGCUCAGGUCCUCUCCCAAGUCUCCGAGGUUGGAAUUAAUUGAAAUUGAAUCCAUGAAAGUAUUAGGCGAUCCUUAUUUUAAAAAACCAGAAAACUUGCAAAAGUUGUCAUCAGCUUGUGCUAAAAUGGAGAAGUUUGCAAAUGUUAUGCUGCAGUAUGGAUACAGAGAAGAAUCAGUAGAUGUAAUGAGAGAACAUACCGAGAUACUAAUGAUGCUCAGUAAAUACAGUGAGGAAGAGGAAAAGAAGCACCAUCAUCUAUUAAAUGCGUACUCACUGAUCAAGAAGGCCAUCUUGAUUGAAGAAGAAGCCUUCAGUGACCUGAUGAGCUUGUUGCCACUUAAAGCGAUGACACAUUUAAGUUUGCCUCUGAUGAGGAAGCUGGCCUCGCUGAAGUUAAUUUUUGUGCAGUUGUCUUUGAACAUGCUCCAUUUGGUUAUAAUGAAAGAUAAAAAAGAAGCUGAAGCAGCAAGACAGAAAGGAUUGCUCCAGCUCAUUGUCGAGGAAUUCAUUAGUUCCACACCGGAUUACACACCGGUGGAAAAGGAAUGGGUAACUGUAGCCAGGUCACUGGGACAAAAGGCUCUGGCUCAACUUGAGAGUGCACAUAACCUGAGCAAUGGCUCUGAAGAAAUUAGAUCCAAAUGUCUCUAUCUAACUGGCAGGUGCCUGCGGUUGUUAUCUGUACAAGUAGACCCAAUUAACCCAGGCUUCAAAUGGGUUCAACAAAUGCUACAUGAUUUGGGGGAAAAUAAUGAUCUCGCAAAACCGGCCAAAUUUACAGAAGAGAAUGAAGAAAUUGAAUCAAAGUCUCAGCAUGUAGAUUUGCAGCUCUCUGCUGAGGAAGAAAGUGAACAAGAGGAAUCAAAAUAUGAAAGUCCAGAUUUACAACUUUCUACCUAUCAAAUAGAAAAAUGUGCUGCAAAGGCUGCACGUCUUAAGAAGGAACGAGCAAUAGCUCGGGUCUACUUGGUUCAUGCCAGUGAAGUUUUGAUCCAGUCCAUGAACCUGGCAUUAAACAACCAGCUUACUCAGAUUUUAGCAGCAGCCAGUCUUGACAUGGUUGAAUGUUUUGGCCAAUUUGAUCCAGUUUCAGCAACUCAGUACUUAGCACUACAUCAGAGCUGCACGGCUUCAAUGAUGAUGAAAGAUGUCUUGAUGAAAGCAGGAUUUGACACCAGCAGUUCCCAGCUUGCAGCACUUGCACAUCUUCAACAAAGACUGCAAGAAGAUGGAACCAUGAAAAAUAUGCUCAAGACAGUUAAUGAAAGACUUAAAACAAAAUUUAAGGCUUGGAAGAAUGUCACUGUUCAGCUACAGCACCUUAGUUUCCUGAGUGAAUUUCCUUCUAACUUUAAUGUAUUUAUUCUUCAGCACUCUGAAGACAGAUCCAUGCUAUAUGGAGCACUUCUUGAGAAACCAAAAUCAAGAACUAUUGAGAAAAAGGGCAAAGGCAGUCAAAAUCCAAGUCCAACACAAGCUAAAAUUGUUCGUACUUCUGUAAAUCAUGAAUUAUUUUCAAACAUAUUGGCCAGAAUCGCCAGUUAUAAGCAGAAGCUUGCACAGUACUUUGUAAAACUCGAAUACCAGCGUAAUUACAAGAUGCAAAGGCAGGACGGAUUUCAACAUUUUGAAAAAAACAUGAAUCUAGAUGUUAAAGGCAAAAGUAUUCAAGGAUUUGAACUCAGCCUCGAUGCAGAUUUCUCCAGUAUUAUUGAAACUAUGGAGGAUUACCUGAAUCCCGUUCUGUCACAGUUUGACCUUACAUUUUCUCCUCAACCGUCUUCCCCAGUAGCACCCUCGGAUUCAGCGAAAUCAAAAUCCAAAAAGAAAGAUGAAAAAUCAGUGGGUGAAAAGUCAACUCCAGGCCAUUCUCAAGAGUUAGGGGAAUUUAUAAUCAUCUUGGCUGACAAACUAUUGUUGGAACUGCCUUUGGAGGUUUUGAGUGUUUUGCAGGAGGAUACAAUCGCCUCAGUAUCAAGAGAUUUUUCAUUACAGUUGCUAUACAAUCGCCUACACAAAGAUGCAUCAGACACUGUACACAAGGACACAAGAAGUGCGAAAGCAAAAGGAGAUCACAAGAAAGCCAUUAAAAUGGUCCCAAUUAACCGUGUUGUGCCAUCAAGCUGUUUUCCAGUGGACACUCACAAUUUCAAAUAUAUUGUGGAUCCUUAUGAUGAAACUAAUGACUCAGGAGAGCUCAGUCCUGUGAAAGUAAUGACAGACAUUAUAGAAAAAUACUCUUCACAGUUCACAGCACACUGGGAUGGAAUUAUGGGUAUUGACUAUGUUCCAAGUCAUGCAGAUUGGGAAGAGAUGCUAAAAAGUUGCAGUGCAUUUGUCUUUUAUGGAACAGAGCGUUUUCUUGCAAAUGUAUUACCUUCAAAACUCAUUUCCAUGAAUCUUCCAGAAUGCCAGUUGAUGAUUAUUCUGGACCUGGCUCAAACAUGUCAAAGUUUUCGUCAUCAGUCCGUUCUGGACAGACCAAAGAGUGCAAUGCAGCUGUCAACAGAGAAACAAAUGGAUGCAGCAAUACUCCUAAGCCUGACUGGAGUUCGCUCCCUUAUGAUGAAUCAGUGGCAUAGUACACUUCAAAACAAUGCCAAAACAUUCAAUGAACUUGCAAAAAAUUUGUUAGAAGUUGGCAAGACAACUGGCCAAACAAUUCUUGAAAUAAUCAAGUCAGGAGCACAAAAUGAUUCCACAAAUGGUGAUGAAUUGCCUUAUAAGGAUCCAGAUGCUUUAGUGGAAGAUGAUUCCUUAUCCAGACAUUUUACCUUCCAGACAAGUAACCUUCCAGACGAAUUUCACAAUCAGCAAACUGCUUUUAAUUUCAUCCUUUAUGGACUACCAAAUCUAAUUGUCACCUAGUCCAUUGAAAGACACAAUAUUAAAUCUUCUAUUAUGCAGCUUUGCUAUCUUUUUGCUGUAAGCUGCUAGGAAUCAAUACACAGUUGAUCAAGAGUACUCUCUCGUUCAACCUCACCAAUCCAAAAUGC
Messenger RNA from Hemiscyllium ocellatum (epaulette shark), 8042 nucleotides. Its product is annotated as cilia- and flagella-associated protein 46. The coding region runs from base 37 to 7914 and encodes 2625 amino acids. The transcript is spliced from 56 exons. The record is from RefSeq and is a predicted model, not a curated record. Gene Ontology annotation, biological process: axoneme assembly; cilium movement involved in cell motility. Lineage: Eukaryota; Metazoa; Chordata; Chondrichthyes; Orectolobiformes; Hemiscylliidae.